CUCUCUUCAGACAUACCACCUGUGGAUUUGUGUUUGUGAAUACACACCAAGGGUUUCAACGUUGUGCCUCCAAUCUCGGAGAACAACUCCCAUAUUACUUGUUACAACUCGCGAACAUUCAAAAUGAAUGGAGUGCUCGAUAGCCAAGCCCGCGGCAACUCUGCAUUGCGCCAUUUAUCCCAACUCCCAAGGCCAGAAAACGGACACCCAAGGAAAAGACAGCGGAAGAGAAAAGCAUGCGACACUUGUCGACACAGGAAAAUAAAAUGCGAGAUUACCACCAAGUCUAAAUGCUCGUACUGCAGCAAAGCCAACGUUCCUUGUUCUCUGGUUGAUUAUAGGCGGCAAAGGCACUUGCAGAAGUACGACACCACAGUCGAUAUUAUAAUUCGUCAGUAA
Messenger RNA from Penicillium samsonianum, 399 nucleotides. Its product is annotated as Zn(II)2Cys6 transcription factor domain-containing protein. Bases 124 to 399 code for a protein of 91 amino acids. The record is from RefSeq and is a predicted model, not a curated record. Lineage: Eukaryota; Fungi; Ascomycota; Eurotiomycetes; Eurotiales; Aspergillaceae. Gene Ontology annotation, biological process: regulation of DNA-templated transcription. The transcript has 2 exons. Gene Ontology annotation, molecular function: DNA-binding transcription factor activity, RNA polymerase II-specific; zinc ion binding.